This is a messenger RNA of Prorocentrum cordatum, 928 nucleotides long. The record is from the annotation of a GenBank genome assembly. NCBI's taxonomy places the organism in Eukaryota, Dinophyceae, Prorocentrales, Prorocentraceae.
AGGUGCACUCGCAGCCCCUCGCGCCGCCGCCGGCGGAGCCCCAGUCGGCGGAAGCGCAGCAGGAGCGGCAGGCGGAAGCGAAGCCGCAGCGCCUCCGCCCGCAAGGGCGGUGGAGGGCACCGGCGACGCAGCCCCAGGCGGCGCAGCGGCAGCCGCCGCGGGGCGCGGAGCGGCAGCCGCCGGGGGAAGAGCGCUCGCAGAAGCGCGGGCCGCGACGACUCGGCCAAGCCAGCCGCCGUCGCACCCCAGCCAGCGGCACAGCCCGCCGGCGGCAGGGAGGCCCCGGCGGCAGCGGAGGGCGCCCGCCCUGGCAGCGGCGCCGAGCCCUACGACCUGGAGGCCGCCCUGCCGCCAGCAGAGGCGGCCGCGCCGGCUGCGGGCCGUGGCACGCCGGCCAGCGCCGCGCCAGAGGACGGGGCGAGGCCUGCCCCGGCGGCAGGCGCGGGCUCGGACGCGAACAGCGACGGCGGCGACAAGGCUGGCAACGACGAGCCGGAGGGAAAGCGGCAGGCGGAGGACUCCAAGGCCGACGCAUCCGACGGCGAAGGGUGGAAGCCCAAGCGUGGCGCCGCCGUUCAGGAUGCUGCUGUGGACGCAGCCGCUGAGGAGACUGCGCGGGUGAAUCGAGCAAAGGUGGGCUCCAGGGUCCCGAUGAUGUGCACCCAGGAGGACGCCGCGGACCACUCCGAGUAGGCCCCGCAGGAAGUGCAUCGCAGGCGUGAGUGGCACGCAGCUCUGCGACUUCCUGUCCACGCGGGGACGUGGGUGGUGUGCGAUUGUAGAAAAGAUCGCUCGCGCGGUGAUGAUGGGGGCCAGCAGGAGGGAGGGCGCAGCAGAUCCUAGGGCGCGGCAGUCUCUGGGGGGCAGAAGCGUGAGCGCAUCCUCGGAGCGCUGUCGGAGAGGCUCGCUGACCCUCCUCGGCAGGAGC